Messenger RNA from Symbiodinium sp. CCMP2592, 1134 nucleotides. The record is from the annotation of a GenBank genome assembly. Lineage: Eukaryota; Dinophyceae; Suessiales; Symbiodiniaceae.
AUGCCAACGCGUGUGUCCAUCGUGGGCCAGCACGGAGAGCCCUCGAAGAUUGCACGAGCCCUCGCCUCAGUUUCAGCUUCCUCGAUUUUUCACGAGCGCGAUGAAAUGGAGCGCAUGUCGAGGGUGCUAUCAGUAGCAGCCAUUGCAAUGGCCCUGAGCCUCCACGGCUGCUCAAGUGGCUCGGACUCAGACAGCUCCAGUGACACGACAGCAUCGGGCUGCAAUGUGGCCGUGGGUCAGGCUUGUGUGACCACUUAUCAAAGUGCCAUCGAAGCGGCAGACACGGAUACGGCCGGGACCUGUGCUGCAGUGGCUGCUUAUGUGAAUUGCGUCAAAGAUUCCGACUGCUGCUCCAAUGUUGGCAUUAAGCAAGGCUUGGAUUCUGUUGUCGACUCCAUGACGGGCAGCUGUAGCCCUUGCGGUACCCUCCGCCCUACUUCGCCACUGGAAGAGGGCCGACGGUUGCAAGGCAGUGGCCCUUUGUCAGCGGCUUCCCCGAGCAGCCGCACUGCUGCCUGCAACGAAGCACAGCAGCUGCGCGGAGAGGUUCUGGAGCUCCGUGCAUUGCUCCAGCGCAGCAAGGCAGCCCAUGUCGAGGAGGCCUCACGCCUUCAGCUUCAGCUGCAGGAUCUGGAGGCGGCAUUGCGCCAUGAACAUGGCCUGCGAGAGGACGCAGAGCGCGGCGAGAGAGUGGCGAACUCUGAAAGAGAUGAGCUGCAGCAUGACCUGGACAUACUCCAGCAUCAGCUGCAAGUCCUGCGGUCUGGCAUCCCGGGCGCUGAUCCUUCCGAAGGAAGGAGCUCACCCCGACGCCGGCGGCCAGGAGAUGACCUGCGAGCACUGGGAAACGAGAUCCUGCAAGUACGGCAAGACAGCCAGGACUUGCGUGGGCAGCUGCUUACCAGGCAGCACGAAGCAGAGCUCCGGCGGCUUCGGGGAGAUCUGGCAGAGACGGAACGGGCAGCACGUGCGGCUCAAGCGAGCUUGCGUCACGCGGAGGACUCGCACGAGCUGCAGCUAUCCACCGAAACUGCGACCAUGCGCCGCCUUGAACAGAGGUGCCGCUUUCUGGAACACGGCGCGGAGGCUGCCGAGGCAUGUGCUGCCGCUGGCAAGUACAUCACAGUCCUGUGA